Molecule: messenger RNA, 2550 nt
Organism: Catharus ustulatus (Swainson's thrush)
Lineage: Eukaryota; Metazoa; Chordata; Aves; Passeriformes; Turdidae
Gene: ID3
Product: inhibitor of DNA binding 3, HLH protein
Exons: 3
Coding region: 1610-1987 (125 amino acids)
Biological process (GO): circadian regulation of gene expression; negative regulation of transcription by RNA polymerase II; cell differentiation
Cellular component (GO): cytoplasm; nucleus
Molecular function (GO): protein dimerization activity; transcription regulator activity
Source: RefSeq, a predicted model, not a curated record
GUUAAUGAGGUAAUUAUGCCUUUUUCCAAGAUGCUAUCCUUUACACAGAGGUAAUUUCCCAGGAAAUUCAUAACGAGUGAAGUGGGGAGUGCGGGGAGCAGGGAGAAAAAAAUAAAAGAUACAAUAAUAAUCCAGCCCCAAAAAGUGUUGGAUGCUGCUUUCAAGGUUUUUUGUUGAGCAGCUCAUGGCUUGGGAGAGAUGUGGGGAGGAGGGGUGCCCUCCAGCCUGAAAUCCCCAGGGAGGAGGAAAUAAACCCCAGCACUACUGAACUGGGAUUUGGGCAUAUCUAGGAUAAAUCGCUGCCGUGGGGCAGGAGCAAUUUGGUCCAAGUGCCUGUACCCCCACCCCCCUGCACUUCUCAUUAGCUGGGACCACCAGACUGAGCAGGAUCCAGGGUGCCCCCAACCUUCUUGACUGUAACAUUCCCUUCCUGCACUUUCGUAACCAUGCCCCCAUAACACCCCCAUAACUAAAUCCCACUGAAGGGAAUAUUUGGAGAGGAGAGGUUUUUCCCCCUGGGCUCAUACAGAUUCACAAUCUGGGUGUUGCAGGGCUGUCACUUCUGCAGGACCCCUCCAUGUGCCAUCUGCUGCAGUGACACCCACGGGGGACCCCAGAUCGCUCCAGCUUUGGGCUUUUUCUGUGGACAUUCUCUGGUUCGGUAAGUUUUGAGGCAGCGAUGGUUCGGAAGGGCAGCUUCCUUCAUAUCCCCCCCCUGCCCCCCACAACACCGCUUCUUCUGGGAUAACGCCUUUGCCUAUAAAUCUUCUCUCCCCCCUCCAAAAUAAAAAACCCUCCAGGCCUCUCACAGGCGCUGACCUAAAUCUGGUUUCUCCAUCGUAACCUCAGUUUUACCGCAAUUAAUUUUUUUCUGCUGGUCACAAGAUAAUUCCUGACGCCAGAAAGUCUGGAGGUCAGAUGAGAAGCGGAUUGAGGAAAAGGGCGGCACUAAUUUCCUUAAAACAGGGCGGUUGGGAGGGGGGGCAACCCCUUCGUCCCGUCUAAAAAUAGGGGGAAUUCACUGGGAAAGAGAGUGGGACAGUUUGGGGAUGCGGGGGUGUUGAAGGGGUUUAGGAGGGGAUAAUCCCCAAGAGGUUUUGAGGGGUCUGGCCGUGGGGAGGGGGACCUGCGUGGCCGUGUCAUCCCCCGUCGGGUCACUCUGGCCAUGAAGGGUCAAUUUGGGGGACUGGGGAAGGAGGGGGGUGAAGUAGAGGGGGUUUAAGGCUCCAUUUAUGUAUAGGGGCGGAGUUUGAUGCUUCAUUGACACUCGGAGGCGGGGUUUAGGGCUUCGUUUACAUAAAAGGGAACAGAUUAAUGGUUAUUUUACAUAAAAGGGGGUUGUGUUGUUCAUAAUUUGCAUGUAGUGGGCGCGGUCAAGUCGCGCUGCCUAUAUAAACGCGGCGCGGGUUGCCUCCCCCCCACCCUUCCCAAUCUGCCGGCGAGAUACCAAAGUUUGGGGUCCACGGCGUGAGACGUAAGGCUCUCAGAGCUGCAGUCUUUGGCGGUCCUGGUGCCCGGAGGUCCCAGCAAAACCCUCGCUGUGGCGACAGCCCCUGAGGCUCCAAGGCAUCCCCCCGUCCUGCAUCUCCACACCUGCUCCGAGCCCACCAUGAAAGCCAUCAGCCCGGUGCGCUCCGUCCGGAGCUGCUACGAGGCCGUUUGCUGCCUCUCGGAGCAGAGUUUGGCCAUCGCCCGGGGCAGCCACAAUAAGAGCCCGGCCUUGGAAGAACCCAUGAACUUGCUCUACGAUAUGAACGACUGCUAUUCGAAAUUGCGAGAGCUGGUGCCGGGCAUCCCUCAAGGCACCAAGGUGAGCCAGGUGGAGAUCCUGCAACACGUCAUAGAUUACAUCUUCGACCUCGAGAUCGUGCUGGAGGAGGGGUCCAAGGGCCGCGACCCCUCUUCCGAGGCCACCCUGCUCUCCCUUAAGGCGGCCGAACUCGCCUCAGAACUCCGCACCAAAGACGAGAGAAGUUUGUGUCACUAAUGUCACCUCCAUCAGCAAACAGGCAGCGAGUGUCGGUUCCUGGUUCGUUAUCAGCCGGAGGUAAAUAGCAGCUUCCUCCGUGGCGCCGGGCUGUCUGCGACCUACCGGCCCCGGCAUCGCCUCCCCCGGGCCCGGGCACCGCGAGUGGGGAGCGGCUGGUUCCGACCCCUCCAGCCUUCCACCGCCAGCAUCCCACCCACGGAGCUCAGCAUCCCAGCUUUGGACCCGAACUCGCAUGAGAUAUUUUUAAUGAUAGACUGAUGAUGAAGAGGAGGUUGUCUGUAUAUUUUUGGAUUAUAGCAGCGAGUCCUUUUUUUAAAGGUGGUUAAUGGGAUGGUGGGGUGGGGAUUAGGGGGUUUUGGGGAGGGGGGAACAAACAUCCUCGAGUAUGAACCAAACUCUCUGGGGCUGUGGCCUCAUGUAUUGUGGAGCUCUAUACUAGAGUAUAACUUUUUGUACCUUUUGUGCAGGAAGGUGAAUUUCUGCGAAUGUGCCUUGUACUUGCUUUAUAAACUUUUUAUAAAAGUUACCGUUUUUACAUAAUAAAGAUCAGAUAAUUUUGA